AAAAAUUAUCAAAAUAAGGUUGAAGGCUAAUCUGAAUGUAUAAAUAAGCGCCGAAUGGUGCUUGUAAAACUACAUUAACGAACUAAAAUGGGUAUCCCAAUUUGGUGCCUUGCGCUUUUGCCUGUGAUACUUCAUGCGGCACCGCUUCCAAAGCAAUUUCAAAACGAACACAUCAUCCACUGCGUAAAAGAGUUGGGAAUUGAGAAAGAUGACAUGGAAAAGGUUAUGGACGAGAAUCAUCACAUCGUCGACGGUCCAGUGACACGUUCUCUAGCGAGGUGUUACUUUAAAGAAGAGGGUCUUUUCAAAAAUGGCGAAUUUGUUACGGAAACGGUCGUCGACUUCAACACCAAUGUAACCGUACCGUUUUUCAAACCCGAAGCUCAGAACCCUAGGGAAGUGGCUGAAAGGGCAUUUGAGGUAUGCAAAAAUGUUAACGAUGGAGACACAGGAGAAAGACUUGUUCAUUUCUCUAACUGUAUGAUAUCAGAACUACAAAAGUAAUUACGUGUUAUAUUUCGAUUAACCAUUUGUAAAUCAAGCAGACUGAUUUUAUUAAAGUUGAUCGAUACGAUA
Molecule: messenger RNA, 576 nt
Organism: Photinus pyralis (common eastern firefly)
Lineage: Eukaryota; Metazoa; Arthropoda; Insecta; Coleoptera; Lampyridae
Exons: 2
Coding region: 88-504 (138 amino acids)
Molecular function (GO): odorant binding
Source: RefSeq, a predicted model, not a curated record